AUGUCGGGUUUAUCGGGUUUAGAAUAUUCUUCCCCUGAUAUAUUCGCAAGCAGACUUACAGAUCAUAAAAUUAAUUCGGUCGAAGUAUAUCAAAAUGCCGAUUAUGCUCGAUUCCUUCACGUUAUGGUGCCUGUGUUGUCAAAAAUAUUGCUCGAGGAGUCUCCCGUGUUUGAUAGCAAUUCUGAAGAACAAAAAUUUCGUAGCCUUCUCUUAGAAGUUGUAUACCGAUUACCUUCGAAUGAGACACUUAAGCCAUACGCUGGUGAAUUAUUAGGCGUCUUAAUGAGAUUAUUGAGAAUAGAGAAUGAAGAAAACGCUGUUAUUUGUUUAAAGAUUAUAAUCGAUUUUCAUCGGAGUUACAAGCAUCAACUAGAAAGUCAGGUCCAGCCAUUUUUAGAUAUUGUUCAAGAAAUGUAUGCAAACAUGGAACAAACUGUAAAGGAAACUUUCGAUUCUCCUGCAAAUGUUGCCACUCCAAGUGCUAGUACCCCGGUAGUUGUCGUACCUCCCUCACCACGUCCUCCAUCCCCAGCAUCAGAUGUAACAACGAAUGAAAUCUCUCCUAAUAAAGUCUUGGCCAGAAGCAUGCAUAGUUUUAAAGUCUUAACUGAAUGUCCUAUUAUCGUGGUUUUACUCUUUCAAUCUCAUCGUCAAUUUGUGACCGCAAAUAUUCAAAAUUUUGUUCCUCUAAUAAUAAAGGCCCUUGGGUUACAAGCUCGUCCUCAACUCGAAGCACAGGAAGCCGCUAGAGCAAAGGGUGAAAUAUUUGUUGGUGUGUCCCCAAGUAUUAGGGACCGUGUAAAAUACACGGAAUUUAUCGUAGCGCAAGUCAAAACAAUGUCUUUUUUGGCUUACGUUUUACGUGCUUAUACUUCAGCAUUGCUACGUUACAAAGACAAAAUUCCAGAGUUUGUUAUAAGGUUGCUUCAGGAUUGCCCACCAGAGGCUUCGGCUACAAGAAAGGAAUUAUUAGUUGCAACAAGACACAUUCUUUCGACAGAAUUUCGAUCUGCCUUUGUUAGUAAGAUUGAUGUACUUCUGAAUGAAAAAGUUUUGGUCGGUACUGGAGUUACGUCCCAUGACACCCUUAGACCAUUAGCAUAUAGCAUGUUGGCUGAUCUUGUUCAUCAUGUGCGAGUGGACCUUUCUCCAGCGCAACUCUCAAGGACUGUAUAUAUUUAUUCGCGUAAUUUACAUGAUCCAUCAUUGGCUCCUAGUAUUCAAACAAUGUGUUCCAAACUACUUCUCAACUUAACAGAUUGCAUUGUAAAUAAUCCAGAAAAUAAUCAAGAUUUUGUAGCUCGUGAUCUACUGAUUAAAAUUUUAGAUACUUUUUCCAAUAAAUUUUCAUCUUUGAAUUUGGUGUUUGCUGACUUUCAACAACAACAACAGCAAAAAAAGAAAAUUUCAUCUACGAAUGAUGUAGAUGAUUUUGAUUUUGAACAAGCACGUCCAAUUCAUACUACCCCUCCGAAUGAAACUCAACAUGAUGCUAUUAAUGAUGGAAGAUUUUUAUUUAGAAAUCUUGUCUCAGGUUUAAAACCUAUUAUCAAUGCAUUGAAACAAUGUAAUCCAUCUCCGCCGAAUAAUUGUAAUAUUCCCCUUCAACAAUAUAAUUCUGUCGCUCGUGGUUUUACACAUGAACAAAUAGAUAUCCUUAUUCGUUUAUUUAGGGAAGGUGCACGGUGUUUUGAUUAUUUUAACGUUGACAAUGGUGAUAUUCCUCAAAUCAAAUCACCUGAUAAAUUAAUGUCUAUGGACAUACCAAAUAGAAUAGGUCCAUAUUCAAAGGUCGAGAAAGAAACACUUGAACAAUUCGGAUUAGCAUUCGUCAUGAUAGAUCCGGCAAUUUUCCAAGAAAUUUUUGCAUCUCAAAUGGAAUUUUUCUUUAAUUUAAUGCUUCAAAAUAACUCAUUACUUCAAAUUCCUCAAUAUUUUCUUGCUCAUAGUGAAAUAAUAUCACAGAGUUUUUCUGGAAUAAUUUUACGAUUCUUGGUUGAUAGAUUAGAUCGACUUGGAGGUCCUGAAGCUUACAUAAUGCUUCGAUUAUUCAAAUUGACUUUCAUGGCAGUUACCUUAUUCCCUUGCCAUAACGAGAUUGUUCUCCAUCCAUAUUUAGCACAUAUAAUCACUUCUUCAAUGAGACUUUCUUCUAAAUCUAAAGAGCCAACCAAUUACUUCAUACUACUUAGAGCACUUUUCCGAAGUAUAGGAGGUGGUAGAUUCGAAAUGUUAUAUAAAGAAGUUUUGCCAUUAUUACAAGUACUCUUGGAAGGACUAAAUUCACUCUUAUCGUUGACUCAUAAACAACGCAUGCGAGAUUUAUUUGUUGAACUUUGUCUUACAGUUCCUGUGAGACUCAGUGUAUUACUUCCCUACCUUAGUUAUUUAAUGAAACCUCUUGUUUUAGCAUUACAAGCUGGUCCUGAAUUAGUAACUCAAGGUCUUCGAACUUUAGAACUUUGUAUUGAUAAUUUGACUCCGGAAUUUUUAGAUCCUAUAUUGUCACCUGUUAUAAAUGAUUUAAUGCUUGCUCUUUGGAAGCAUCUAAAACCGAAUCCAUAUAAUCUAGCUCAUAGUCAUGCUGCUACAAGAAUUUUGGGUAAACUAGGUGGGCGUAAUCGUCGUAUGCUUAAAGAACCGCAGAUACUUAAUACUACUAUUCCACCAGUAGCUGGAGUUGAUCUUCUUGUAAAUUUUGAUCAACAAGUUUCAUCUCAUUCAUUCCAUUUAGAUAAUGGAAUAUCGUUGGCAGCAAAAACGUUACAAGAUUCUACUGCUAGCAUAUUUUAUAAAAAACAGGCAUAUAAAUUUAUUGCUGCAUGUAUUCCUUUGCUCAUCGAUUUGGAUGAGGGUUCUGAAAAAUUGGAUAUGGUAAUCUCAUCCAGAGUUCAUUACCAAUAUUUUAAUAUGAAAAGUAUGGAAAUUCCAAAUAUAGCCUCUACUGAUGAAGUCAAUCAAAAUAUAAAUAAUGAACCUCGUGAACUUAUAACAAAUAAUAAAUCGAUGAAAGAAGGUUAUAAACAAAUUCUGCGAAGGAAGUCUGUACAAGAGGAGACAUUGCGAAAUGUGAUAUGUUCGCUUUUUGCUGCAUCGGUAUUACCAGAGCUCAAAGAACAAGCAUGGCCGUUCUUACAAAAUAUAUGUAGACAUUUUGCUUUAUUAGAAGUAGGAGAAGCUCUUGAUUAUCGUUUUACAAGAGAAAAAAGAUUGUACAUUCUUGGCGAUGAGAAGGAUGAUAAGAAAUAUAAUUUAGAAUCUAAAGUGAUUAUAGAAGCUUUGGUUGAAACAGUUACAUCUGAAAAUUCAAAAAUUCGAAAUCUUGCCGCAUCUGCUUUGAUAUUAAUGUAUGAGGCUUGUGUAUUAGUAACCGGGUCAAAAGAAAUUAUGACAUAUUUCCCUUUAUUCCAUAUUUUGGCAAUUAGGUUUUGUUCAUCUUGUUAUAAACCGGAAUGGUAUCGCAAAAGUGGGGGUUGUUUUGGAAUCUCCGUUCUCUGCUCUCAACUCGAUAUGGGAAAACAGUGGAUGCUGGAUCAUGAACUAGAAUUUGCUAGGUCAUUGCUUUUUGUUUUGAAAGACGUGUCUCCCGAGUUUUCAGCUGGAUAUGUGGAUAACGUAUCUCAGACUUUGAUACAUGUUCUCGAAGUUUGCAAUCGACAAGAGACUGAUUCAAGUGAUGUUGAUAUGGUUGAUGGUCAAGAGUUACAGGAAAAGGAAACUAAAUUCGAAAGGCUCAUUAAUUUGUUGAUUAAUGAAUUAUCAAAUGCCAAUUCUUAUGUUAGAGAAACUGUACAGAUGUCAUUCCAAGUUCUUGCAAACAUAAAAAAUACCGAUGUUACAUCUCUACUUUCCUGUGCUCGAAAUACUUUGCUCAGUCCAAUUUUCGGAAAACCUUUUCGUGCCCUUCCGCUUGCAAUGCAGAUUGGUCACAUUGAUGCAAUAACCUAUUGUCUAACUUUGCAGCCUCCUCUUGUGGAUUUCAAUGAUAAUAACGAAGAGCUUUCCAAACUUCUUAAAGAUGCUUUAUCGAUGGCUGAUGUGGAUGAACAAGCUACGACAAAUCGGACAAAUCAGUACAAGACUCCAAAUACUAAUGUUAACCUCAGAAUUGUGUGUAUUAAGUUUUUAUCCGCCUCAAUGGCUCGCUCAGAUUCUUUUCCCUCAAAUACAGCAGUUAAUAAUCGCGCCCUUAUAAUUGGAGUAUUUUUCAGAUCUUUGUAUUCAAGAGCUCCUGAGAUAGUCGAUGUUGCUAAUAAAGGAUUGCAACAAGUUCUUCAACAGCAGCAUAAAUUACCCAAAGAUCUUUUACAGGCUGGAUUACGUCCUAUCUUAGUUAAUCUUUCAGACCAUAAAAAAUUAACGGUUCAAGGCCUUGAAGGUCUUGCUAGACUUCUAGAGUUACUCACAAAUUAUUUCAAGGUUGAAAUUGGAAAGAAAUUGCUUGAUCAUUUGCGCCAAUGGGCGGAUCCUUCUGUUCUCCAAGAAGCCGCCGGGAAACCCCUAAUUGAUGUAGAACCAAUUAAGAUUAUAGUAGCCAUCUUGAACGUGUUCCAUCUUUUGCCUUCCGCUGCUAAUAUAUUUUUGGAAAAUUUGGUUCAUAUUGUACUGGAUCUUGAAGAACAAUUACGUCGGUCAUUAUCAAGUCCUUUUCGUCUACCUCUCAUUAAAUUUUUGAACAGAUAUGCUUCUGAAACUAUUGAAUACUUUUAUGAAAGAUUAGGGGAUUCCAAAUAUAGUCGAUUGUUCAUAAGCAUUUUAGAAACAGAAGAAGCUAUUAAACUUCGACAGUAUAUAAUGGAAAAUCCUAAUUUACUUAUUGAAAAGGCCUCAAAUUCUAAAGAUUCUGAUGAUUUUAAUGAAGCAAAGUUUCAGAAAAUUGUGAUUAUUCGAGUAGUUAUCAAGCAUCAUCCAAAUUGGUUUGGGGAACCCACAUCCAAGCCUAUUUUUAAUUUUGUAAAAGAAAUUUGGGACAACCCGGGCCGCAUUGAACGAUUGAAAAGAGAAGAUUCUUUAAAUGUAUCUCAAUGUUGUGAAUCCAAAUAUCUUAUUGAGAUAUUCAUUAGUUUUUUGAAAGAAAACCGAGAUAAUAUAGACUUCCUUUUUGAGUUGGUCGUUGUUUUCUGUUAUGAAAGUUUAGUAGAUUACACUUUCUUAAAAAAAUUUUAUUAUGAAGAAGUUGCAACGAAAUACACUUCAAUACAGAAAAGGAAUAUCCUUGACAAAUUUUUAGAUAGUUUCGAAGACGUAAAUAUUCCAUCUAACGUAAAAACGCAAUCAUUGAGAGUUCUUGUCACCACAAUGCUUUUAUAUUCCUUCCACAGAGGACAAGAACAGAUAAUAGGAAGUGUUCAAAUGGAUAAGAUUCAAAAAACUUGGCAUUAUUUGGCUGAAACUCAUGACGAAAUUGAUGAUUCUUUACGUAUAGAAGUGCUUCAGUUUUCGACUCUUCUUGUGCAAUGGGUGCCGAGUCUAAUUACUACUCGUAGUCAUCUUGCUAAACUCGGGUGGAAUUGGUCUAGAGUGGACGAUAUAACUGCAAAACAAGCUGCAUUUGUAUUUUUAGCUCAAAUAUUUGCAGAGUUUGGCGCUGUACAGCCAAAAAUUUUAUUUCAGUCAUAUAAUGCACUUUUACGCGCUCAUCAACCAGAAGCGAGGACUUUGGUAAAGCAAGCUUUGGACAUUCUCGCACCAGUGAUACCAAAAGUAAAAAUCCCCACACCGCAUUCACUUAAGGAUUCUACCGAUGUGGCAUUAAAGGAUUCUAAAAAUAAGAAAUCGCCACCACCAACGUGGAUUCAAUACACAAAAAAAGUUUUGUUAGAGGAUGGCUAUAGUGUUUCUCAAUUAGUCAAUGUUUAUCAGUUAUUAGUUCGUCACCCCGAUUUGUUUUAUGAUCAUAGAGAACAUUUUAUGCCACAAAUUGCGAAUACACUUACAAGAUUUGGACUAUUGCAAAGUGCUACAUCUGAAACCCGACUUUUGACUAUUGAUUUGUCGGAAUUAAUAUUAAAAUGGGAAAAACGUCGAAUUUCAGAGAAUCGUAAUCAAGAUCAUAUAAGUAGUAGUGCGGCGUCAACACCUGUCACUACUCCGGAUAAAAGACGUUUCGACCUGGAUAACGAUCAUUCUCCACGAAAAAGACAAUUGAUUGAACAUGGUACAGAAAUAAGAGCUAUUCCUAUUUCAGAUCAUAAUCAAAAAUAUAUUCCGAAUAUUAAUUUAAGAGAAAAUGUGGUUAAUUAUCUUGCUAAGUUUGUGUGCACUUCAUCUGAAUCUGUCAACAAGGUUGGGUUGACUCGUAAAGCUUUGGAGUUGAUUAAAGAAUUUCUGCAACAUGAAUUUUGGUCUGAGGUCAACAUAAAAUUAAGUGUAUUCGAUCGAACGCUUAAAAUCGCGGAAAUCAAUAAUGGUACACUUGAUAGUAUUUGUAAUAGUUUGGAAGUGUUAACUAUAAUUCUUGAAAGGAAACAACAAAAUUGGUGUCUUACCAAUGUUACCCAAUUACAACAAUUAUUAGAACGUAUUAUAGGAAGUACUUCCAUCCGAAUACAAAAGUGUCUUUACCCGAUUGAAUCUUUCACCAAAGUUGUCAACACAACAAUUCAAGAAGGACUUCAGAACAUGAACAACUUAUAUGCAGUAAUGAUGUUAUUAAAAGCAGUUUGUAGUGCAAUACCUAGGAAUAUUGAUUCAUUUAUGGCGGAAAUUAUUCAAGUCGUGGAGAAACUUACGAAUGACGUUUUGAAACCUCUACAAAAUGCGUCCACAAAUAUUAUUCCUACUUUAAACGGUUCCACGCAACCACCAGAUUAUAACACUAGUGUGCUUAUUAUGGCGCUUCAACUUGUAAAUUCUCGAAUUUGCGAUUUGAAUGAACCAAGAUCCGCAUUUCUUGCCUGUCUUACUCAACUUGUAGAAAAGUCCAAAGAUAUUGAGCUUUUACGAACUAUUUUUGAAAUGGCAAAACAAUGGGUGAUCCUAAAAACUGAACCUUUCCCUACUAUUGAAGAAAAAGCUAAUAUCUUGGUUAAUAUGUUAUGUUUUGAAUCUUUGGAUGAUAAAAGCUUAAUGGAAGAUUAUUUAAAUCUUGUUAUCACAAUAUACACUAAACCAUCAUUUGCUAGAACUGAAUUAACUUUGAAAUUAGAGAGAGCAUUCCUUAUUGGUACUCGUAAUGGAAGUGCUAAAAUUCGUAACAAAUUUAUGGAAAUUUUUGAUCAAAGCAUGAUCAAAUCAUUAUCUACACGUUUCAAUUAUGUGAUUGCAGGACAAAAUUGGGAACCUCUUGCUGGAUACUUUUGGAUUCAUCAAGCUUUUGAUCUUCUUAUUAGUUCUAUUUCAAACAAGAGAAAGAUACAACCACCAAAUUAUUCUUUACAAACAAAACCAAUAAGUUCUUUGGGUGGUGAUUCUCAUUCUACUUGGUUUGCUGUAAACCCUAGUGAAGAAUUAACAAAUUUCUUAAAUAAACAUAAAGAAUUUUUACGUGAUAUGAAAAAAUUAAAAGUUAACGAUUUGUUGUUACCUUUGAAACAACUUCAUUAUUUAGACGAUGAUGUUGCAUAUAAUUUGUGGUUGGAUCUUUUCUGUCUUUGUUGGAGCUCAAUACCUUCAAGAGAACGACAGGAUAUGUCAAAUAAUUUAGUAUUCCUUUUAUCAAAAGAUUAUCAUAACAACCAAACGGAUUUGAGACCAAAUUGUAUCCAAGCAUUGAUGGAGGCUGUAUCACGUUGUAGUCCUCCCAUCAAACUCCCGCCUCAUUUGGUAAAAUAUCUUGGCAAGUCACAUGGUGCAUGGCAUACAGCAAUGGAAAUACUUCAACGUGAUUCAUUCUCAAGUGUGAGAGGCGAUGAAAAAUUAAGAGAAAGUACUUUGGACGCAUUAUCAGAUCUUUAUGAAACAUUAUCAGAAGAUGAUAUGUUUUAUGGGUUAUGGAAACGGAGAAGUAAAUUUGCUGAAACAAAUAUUGGGAUAUCAUAUGAACAAUGUGGUAAUUGGAUGCAGGCGCAAAUUACAUAUGAAAAUGCUCAAACAAAAAUACGAAGUUCAGGAUUACCAAUCAAUGAGACUGAAUAUCUCUUAUGGGAAGAUCACUGGAUAAUGUGUUCACAAAAAUUACAGCAAUGGGAUAUACUUACCGAUUUUUCUAAAAAUGAGAAUAAUAUAGAAUUGAUGACGGAAUGUGCUUUUCGUUUGAUGGAUUGGACCAACGAUAAGGAUUAUUUGGAACAAGUUAUUCACACAUUAUUGGAUGCACCGUCUCCAAGAAGAAAAAUGUUUGAAGCAUUUAUGAAUUUAAUGAAAUCUCUUCAUACAAAUAGUUUAGAAGAUUUCAAGAAAGUAUCAAUAGAAGCCCAUCAAUUAACUUUGCAAAAAUGGCACACACUACCCAACGUGGUUUCGUACAGUCAUAUUCCUUUAUUACAUUCAUUUCAAUUAUUAGUAGAAUUUGAAGAAGCUACAAAAAUGUUUUCAUCUUUAACAAAUGUUAGCUCACAAAAUGCAGACGCAAAGGCUAAUGAAUUAAAGAGUAUUUUACAAAGUUGGAGAGAACGGUUACCAAACAUGUGGGAUGAUAUCAAUGUGUGGAGUGAUAUUGUAGCUUGGCGUCGUCAUGUAUUUAGUGUAAUAAAUAAAUCAUUUGCACAAUUUCAAACUCAAACUUCCAAUAAUACUAUAAAUUAUCCUUUCCGCGGUCAUCAUGAAACAGCAUGGACGAUUAAUAGAUUCGCACAUGUCGCAAGGAAACAUCAGCUCUCUGAAGUAUGUCUUAACUUUUUACAACACAUUUAUUCUUUGCCCAAUAUUGAAAUUCAAGAAGCAUUUUUAAAAUUAAGAGAACAAACUAAAUGUCAUUAUCAAAAUUCUGCCGAAAUUCCUAGUGCUUUGGAUGUUAUUAAUAACACAAAUUUGAAUUACUUUGGUCCUCAACAAAAAGCCGAAUUCCAUACUCUACGAGGAAUGAUAUUGGCAAAGUUGGGUCGAGAUGCAGAAGCAAAUGAAAGCUUUUCACGAGCUGUUCAGGUGGACAUGCGUCUUCCCAAAGCGUGGGCUGCAUGGGGAUAUUAUAAUGAUCGAAAAUUUAAGAAAGAACCUAAUGAUACUUAUUUAGCUGCAAAUGCUUUGAGUUGUUAUUUACAAGCUGCUGGACUUUAUAAUAAUCCGAAAUCAAGAAAGUUAAUUGUCCGUAUUUUAUGGCUUCUAACUUUGGAUGACAAUCUUAACCAGAUAGGACGAGUAUUUGAAACAUACAAUAGUAAAAGUGAUGUACCAACAUGGUAUUGGAUAACCUUCAUUCCACAACUUAUCAUAAGUUUAAUGUAUAAGGAAGCAAAAUAUGCACCUCGUGCUGGACAAAGUUCCACCUCUAAUAUAAAUGCUCCGAGUACAUCAACUCCAAUACCACCUUCUACUCCUGCUAAUGAAGGAACAAUAUUACCAUCAACUCCGCAACUCAAUACCAGUAUAAUAACGAAUGGAAAUAAUAGUCAUCCUCGCUCAGUACAAAUAAGUUCAGAUCAACCGAGUCCUGUUCAAUCAAGUCCCAACCAAGCGAGUCCCCAAGUGAGUCCCCAAGUGAGUCCUCAAGUAAUUAACUACGCUCAAUCUAGCCCGAUAUCAACGCAAACUCCUCUAAGUCCAGCUAAUCAUAUACCGCAAUCGCAAACUCCAACGAUAACAACAAUAACUAAUAAUGUAUCAGCUCCCACUACGCAACCUCAAACCACGUCUAAACAACCUUGGGAACAUGUAGAAGAUAUAAUGUCCAUUUUAAAAACUGCAUUUCCAUUGCUUGCGCUUACAAUGGAAACCAUGGUAGACCAAAUCCAACAACGUCUUAAACCAUCUUCGGAUGAAGAUAUUUACAGACUGAUUGUCGCACUUUUAAAUGACGGAGUUCAGCAAUUAAUUGCUCGCCUUUUUCAUCCCAAUGAUACUGGCUUAUUAAAUCCUAUAACGGAAGCAAACAUAAAAAGAUUUGCAGAUAAUUUAUAUCCUGGUCCCAUCAAGUCAGCCUUUGAAGAAGAUUUUAUUGUGAAGAGUCCAAACUUAGUAGAAUAUGUUGAAACACUUCGAAAAUGGAGAAACCGAUUUGAAAUGAUGUUAGAUAAUAAACCUCGUAUACAAUACUUAGAACAUUAUAGUCCAUAUCUAGCCGAAUUUCAAUAUCAAAAAUUCGAAGAAGUCGAAGUUCCAGGACAAUAUCUACUGCAUAAAUAUAACAAUAAUGCAGAUUUUAUACGUAUCGAUCGAUUUAUGCCAGAGGUGGAUGUUGUUCGAUCAAAUGGUUUUUGUUAUCGAAGAUUUACCAUACGUGGUCAUGACGGUAGCCUUCAUUCUUUCUCAGUUCAACAUCCUUCAGCAAGACAAAGUCGUCGCGAAGAACGAAUACAUCAACUUUUCAGACUUUUGGAUGGCGUAUUAGAUCGUCGUAAAGAAAGUCGUAAAAGAAACUUAUUUUUCCAUCUUCCUUUAAUAAUUCCAUUAGCGCCACAAAUUAGAAUUGUUCAAGAUGAUCCAUCAUAUUGUUCAUUACAAGAUAUAUAUGAGGAUCAUUGUGAUUUUACCGGAAAAUCAAAGGAUGAUGCAAUAAUUUAUUAUACUGAAAAGAUGAGGGCGAAUAUGGCACAUGUUAAAAGUAGAAACGACAUUAUAAAUUUGAGAGUUGAAGUUGCCGACCAGAUUGCAACGAAAUUUAUUCCAAGUGAUAUAGUGUCAAAGUUUAUGACCAAAACCAUGAAAUCAAAUGAAGAUUUAUGGACAAUCAGAAAACAAUUCACAGCACAAAUGGCUUCCGUUUCUUUUAUGACUUAUAUCAUGAGUAUUUGUCAAAGACAUCCACAUAAAUUUAUGAUUUCAAGAAAUACCGGUAAAAUAUAUACAACCGAAGUGCUUCCAACUGUUCCAUUCAGACUUACUCGUGGUCUUCAGCACUUUAUGGGUCAAAUUAAUAUAGAGGGUGUAUUUUGUUCAGCCUUAAUGUCUAUUGGUCGCUGCCUCACCGAACCUGAAUUUGAUCUGGGUCAAUACCUGGAAAUUUUCAUUAGGGAUGAACUUAAACACUGGCAUUACGUAAGUCAACAACCUGUUAACGAGCAACAGCUUCGAAUGAAGGUCGCAAUGAAUGUGGAUCAAAUAGUUCACAAAGCACGUGCACUCGGUUCUCUUGAUGUGGAUUUAGAAAAAUUUGACAGAACCCCUAAUAAUUCGAGGCCAGUUAACACUAUUUUAGAUUUAAUAGGGGCUGCAACUAACCCCCCGAAUUUGGCUACGAUGGAAGUUAUUUGGAUGCAAUGGUUAUAA
Diversispora eburnea is the source of this 11304-nucleotide messenger RNA. The record is from the annotation of a GenBank genome assembly. Lineage: Eukaryota; Fungi; Glomeromycota; Glomeromycetes; Diversisporales; Diversisporaceae.